This is a messenger RNA of Phragmites australis (common reed), 1466 nucleotides long. RefSeq lists its product as uncharacterized. The record is from RefSeq and is a predicted model, not a curated record. The transcript has a single exon. NCBI's taxonomy places the organism in Eukaryota, Viridiplantae, Streptophyta, Magnoliopsida, Poales, Poaceae. Bases 288 to 1112 code for a protein of 274 amino acids.
GUACGGUACCCUGUUUCCACUGUUUCAAGGCAACAACAAUACACCAACCAGUCGUCGUGGACUAGCUAGCUGGCCACUUCACCAGCUUCCCGCUGAACCUACUUGACCACCAGUCCCCCAAGCGGCCACGCCACGCUCCCAUCCCCAUCACCUCCUCGCCCAAACCGAAGCACCUCCUCGAGGAGGACCUCAAGGACCCUUCCUCCCGGUCCAGCUACCAACACCACCCCCGUCUCUCUCGCUGGUCACCACGGCCACCUCGAUUGUCUCCCGGUCCAGCUCGAGGCAUGGGCUGCUGCUUCAGCAAGAAGCGCAGGAACCGUCCGGCGCCCGGGGCUGCUGCCUUUGCACGCCGUUGCGAGCCGGAGGACCGCGAUCCGCCGUCGCCGGAAGAGGAGAUGGUCAAGGAGGUGUUCUCGGUGACGCCGAGCGCUAAGCCGAGGGCCGAGCCAAAGCCCGUCGCCAAUGUCGUGGCCGUGGAGGAGCGAGAGGUGGAGAAGGCGAAGAAGCAGGACAGUGCCGACGCCGCGGUGAGCGAUCUCGGGAGUUGCGUGUCGCUCUCGGUCGCCACCGACGAGAGGUCCGAGGCGGCGUCCGAGUCGUCCAUCGCGACAAGCUCGGUGGCCGGGCCGGAGCGGUCGCCGGGGAAGCCGACCAGGAGGCGCCCGGUCUCCGCCGAUCUGGGGCCAGUCCGGCGCGACCGCGUCGCGGCCUCCUACGGCGUCCGCUCCCGCAGCGCACGGGCCUCGCCGUCCCCGCCGCUGCGGCACGUGCCUCGGGACCGCUCCGUGCGAAGGUCGCCGUCACCGGCGGCGAAACGGCCGUCGGAGCAGCGCCGCGCCGCCAGCCCAGUUGCAUCCGUGCAGCGCAAGCCGCCUCUCCCGGCUAGGCCGAGCGGCCGCGCCUCCCCUCGGCGGGCGCAGGAGGCGCCUCCUCCCAUCUCCCCGCCGCCGUCGCCCCCACAGCCGGAGGACGAAGCCGUCACCGCCGAGGGUGAGCUCAGCAUCCCGGACGCCAGCGCCGGUGGCGAUGGCCAAGGUGGCUGUGACGGCGACGUGAAAGAGUCGUUGGAGAACCCGCUAGUGUCAUUGGAGUGUUUCAUCUUCCUCUAGCGCCGUGCUGAUGUGAUCUCGCGCUGUUUCCCUUUGAAAGCCUUGGGCUAAUCCGGUUUAGAUGCCAAGUUCGGUGUCGUAAUUGGUUGUAGGGUAUGGUGGUUCAAUGCUACUGCCACUGCCACCUUCCGUUAACUUUUUGUCAGGCGAAGUGCUAGUAGUUUUUGACUUUGGGAGCUGUCUGGUGAUUGGAAUUGGUCGGAGCUACAAUGUAUGUGCUUAAGGUAUUUCGUAAGUUGUUUCACUAAUCGGCAUGUCUUGCUCUUGAUGCCACUCUAUUAUCGCACUCCAUUUCACCUAAAAGAUCCUUUGCAAGCGCUGAAAGAAAAGAUGCAAAUUCUUGUGGGUCAUAUA